Molecule: messenger RNA, 1183 nt
Organism: Prunus persica (peach)
Lineage: Eukaryota; Viridiplantae; Streptophyta; Magnoliopsida; Rosales; Rosaceae
Product: probable pyridoxal 5'-phosphate synthase subunit PDX2
Exons: 7
Coding region: 139-897 (252 amino acids)
Biological process (GO): pyridoxine metabolic process; pyridoxal 5'-phosphate biosynthetic process
Cellular component (GO): glutaminase complex; cytosol
Molecular function (GO): glutaminase activity
Source: RefSeq, a predicted model, not a curated record
UGGCAAAAAGUGGAGCCUAUGAGGAAACGAGUGUGUUCAAUCGCUUUACGACUCUCUCUCUCUCCCUCUUCCGUCUCCAAGAGUAAGCGCUCUGUUCUAUCGUUGGCCCCAAGUAGUCUGUGAGGCUUUGAGCACACCAUGGCCCUCGUCGGCGUGCUUGCUUUACAGGGGUCUUUCAACGAACACAUAGCAGCGCUGAGAAGGCUUGGGGUGAAAGGCGUGGAGAUAAGGAAACCAGAGCAGCUUGAAACCGUGGCUUCCCUUAUUAUCCCUGGAGGAGAGAGCACCACCAUGGCUAAGCUCGCUGAGUACCACAAUCUGUUUCCUGCUUUGCGUGAGUUUGUCAAAAUGGGGAAGCCUGUUUGGGGAACCUGUGCAGGGCUUAUCUUCUUAGCAAACAAAGCUACAGGACAGAAAAUAGGAGGACAGGAACUUAUUGGAGGCCUAGAUUGCACUGUCCACAGGAACUUCUUUGGCAGUCAGAUUCGAAGCUUUGAGGCAGAACUUGCAGUACCAGAGCUUGCCGCUAAGGAAGGUGGUCCUGAAGUAUUUCGUGGAGUUUUCAUCCGUGCUCCUGCUAUCCUUGACGUAGGGCCAGAAGUUAAAGUGCUGGCUGAUUAUCUUGUCCCGUCUAAUGAGGCGUUGGAUUCAAAUUCUGCUGUUGAAGCACAAGAGGAGAAUACUGGGUCUGAGAAGAAAGUGAUUGUAGCAGUUAGACAAAGGAAUCUGUUGGCGACUGCCUUCCAUCCUGAACUGACAGCAGACACUCGAUGGCAUAGUUACUUCUUGAAGAUGGCAACUGAAACUGGAGAAGAGGCCUCCAGUAGCAUUGUUGCUGUUGGAGCAGAUCUGAAUCUUGACCAACAACCAAAGAUUGACCUCCCUAUAUUUCAAUAGUGCCAGUGAGAGAACUGAGAUAAGGCGUGUUUCCUGCAUUUUUGAAAUUAUUUACUUUUACCAGUCGGUUUUUUCCUUUACUGAUGUUCAUGUAUGACAUCUGUUAAAGGUUUUUGAUCGUCAACAAGUAUUCUUUCUGGUAAUUGGUUUAGUUUUAAGGCAGAUAACCAGUUCUGCGUUUCAGACUGUAUAUAAAUUAUAUACGAACAAUAUUUUGUUUCUCUAGUCAGAUGUGAAUUACCAUUUUGCAUUUCUCAAGUGUGCUUAAUUGCGAAUGCUUGCUAGU